Messenger RNA from Phragmites australis (common reed), 1345 nucleotides. RefSeq names its product short-chain dehydrogenase TIC 32, chloroplastic-like. The record is from RefSeq and is a predicted model, not a curated record. The transcript has 8 exons. The coding region runs from base 170 to 1120 and encodes 316 amino acids. NCBI's taxonomy places the organism in Eukaryota, Viridiplantae, Streptophyta, Magnoliopsida, Poales, Poaceae.
UCAAGAAGCACCCCUCCACCCUCCCUCUCUCCCUGUCGGCACAAACAAGGCAGAUCCACCCCCCCCCCCCCUCCCCUCGCCUGGGACGACUCAGAGAGGCCUCGGCCGGCGGGGUUGAUUGGUUGGCAGGCAAUCAGGCAGGUUCUCUCCAUUGGAGAGUCGAGACAAGAUGAUGACCUCGUGGUUGCUCGGCCGGAGGGGCCCCUCGGGCUUUUCCUGGAGCUCCACCGCCGAGGAGGUCACCGCCGGCAUCUCCGCCUCCGGACUCACCGCCAUCGUCACCGGGGCGUCCAGCGGCAUCGGCGCCGAGACGGCGCGGACGCUGGCGCUGCGCGGGGCCCACGUCGUCAUGGCCGUAAGGAGCGUCGCCGCCGCCCAGGCUCUGCGGGACGACGUCCUUGCCCAGGCGCCCCAGGCCAAGCUCGACGUCAUGGAGCUCGACCUCUCAUCCAUGGCCUCCGUGCGCACCUUCGCCUCCGACUUCGUCGCCAGGGGACUCCCCCUUAACAUCCUCAUCAACAAUGCAGGAGUAAUGGCAAUACCUUUUGCACUUUCAAAGGAUGGCAUUGAGAUGCAGUUUGCAACUAACCAUGUCGGCCAUUUUCUGCUGACACAUCUUCUGUUGGACACCAUGAAGAAGACCUUUCAUGAAUCAAAUGUGGAAGGAAGAAUUGUGAAUGUUUCAUCAGAGGGGCACAGAUAUGCAUAUCGAGAAGGCAUCCGUUUCGAAAAGAUAAAUGAUGAGCCAGUGUAUAACAGCAUUGGAGCAUAUGGGCAGUCAAAGCUUGCGACCAUCUUGCAUGCUAAUGAACUUGCUAGGAGAUUCAAGGAAGAGGGCAUCAACAUAACUGCAAAUUCUCUACAUCCAGGCUCUAUUAUCACGAACCUUCUUCGCCACCACAGUAUCCUAGAUGUUCUCCAUCGGACACUUGGUAAAUUGGUUCUGAAAAAUGCUCAGCAGGGUGCGGCCACCACAUGCUAUGUCGCUCUGCACCCGCAGGUGAAGGGCGUCUCGGGGAAGUAUUUUUGCGACAGCAACCUGUACGAGCCGAGCGAGAAGGCCAAGGACAUGAACCUGGCCAAGAGGCUCUGGGAUUUCAGCAUCGAGCUCAUCACCUGACGCAUCAUUAGCUCACCUCACCUUGUUAUACAUGGAUCAAUGGAUGGAAUGUAAAGCACGUUGCUUGACACUACAAUUGAAUAGUGUAUUACGUUUGCUUGGUGGCCUUACAAGGGGCCGACAUGGCAUGCUUUGAGUGAUACAGUAUUGUUAGUUCAUGAGGAAUUGAGGAUGGUGUGAAAUCUGCCAUCGAGUCUGUUUAUCAAGAAAAAGUUUGUGAGAAAA